Messenger RNA from Botrytis cinerea B05.10, 2509 nucleotides. RefSeq lists its product as hypothetical. The coding region runs from base 399 to 2435 and encodes 678 amino acids. Lineage: Eukaryota; Fungi; Ascomycota; Leotiomycetes; Helotiales; Sclerotiniaceae. The transcript has 2 exons. The record is from RefSeq and is a predicted model, not a curated record.
GUCAACAUCAUAUCAUAUCAUAUCAUUAAUAUUGUUUCACAGACUUAAUUGUCCCGCUUUUUGGUUGUUAGUACACUGUAUACAAAUAAUAUAUAUUUGCAAAAUACACCUCCACGCCUCCGUGUCGGCACAAGAGACGCAGCAAGUUUGAUGCUGACCCCCCAGGUCAAAUAAACCACUCGGGAACAUCCAAAAGAGAAUUUGAAAAACAGCACGAUUCGUAUCCUCCACUCCAGAAACACUUUGGACAUGGUCUAGCCGAUAAAAAAGUAAAGACAAAAUACCCUGCAAAUCUCAGUUUCAAGAACUUACAGCGCAUUACAAACACUGGACCAAAUCUCCCGCAGCAUUUGAGAGUUAAUCAUAUAUUAGACCGCCUGUCAAAUCGGGUUAACACUAUGAUAGAAGAUAAAUUGAAUCGACGACCACCGAUUGUCGCUUUACCUUUGAUAGCCAAUGGAUCGAUUGGACAUCAACCGAUGGAAUUCAACAGCCCAAAUUCAAACUAUCCGGAGCGAGAGAUUCAUAGACUGAGCAAGAAUACACUUGCUCCUAUCGAAGAGAAUGGGGAAAGUUCUCAGCAAUCGCCUGAAGCUCACAAAGAUAACACAAAAUUCAAUACUCAGUUCCCAGAACAUAACGCAAAUGCAAGCCAAUUCUCGUCCCAGGCCACAAUAGCCAAUUAUCAGGUGUCGUACCAGCUACAGCAAUGGGACGAUGGAAACUCAAACAAGAUUUCCCCAAUGAUACUAAAUGGAUCGAAUUCUGGGCAGGCGCAGAUAGAGGCCAAUAAUAGAUCAGAUAUCAACCACCCAGACCUUAACGGUGCAUAUGAUCCACUACGUGCGAUACCACUAUCUGAGCUGCGUAAUCAAUUAACUUCAAUAGCCCGUGAGAUCAAGCUAAGAACUGUGGAUAGCAUGACUGCAGAUUCAGAUCAUGUGAAACCUCAAGGGAACCAAGAAUAUCUUAUGCUUUACCUUGUUGUUCUAGGGCAAUUCAUCCUUCAAGGAGGACAAGCUUACUUUAUCGACCUUCCUCCUCCAGCCCCCCAGAUUAUCAUAUCACCCCAGGACACCGAUUCAUUUUCUUUGAGUCCUCCGGAAUCUGGAGGUGUUCUCGUUGAUCCAGACGAAUUUGAGAUCGAUUCGGAGCACUCCAGUGGUCUACCGAUGAAUGAUAAUGAUAAUGAUGAUACAGGUUAUAGUUUUUUGUCCCCUAACCCAAGGCUUGGAAACUCAAAUACAACUCUUUCACUUGAACCCCGCACGCGCGUCAGCCCUCUCUCACCUCUAGCACCGGCUUUUGUCCCCGCCAGUGAAGGACAUCAAAAAGUUUCAGGUGUUGCUGGUGAUAAUGUAGCCCUCAAAUCUCCACCAACUCCAGUCUCAUUGAAGAGUUAUUUUGAGCCAGCAAAAGCUAGAAUUUACCCUCAAAGUAUAACGUCUGUUUCAUCUGUGGAAGAGAAGAUGCCUGCGGACCCAUUUGCCACCCAAGACACACCAAAUUCAACCACUCCACCCGUUGAAUCCCUUCAGCAAACUCCACUCAACUCAUCGACUCCACUAACUCCGAUUAGCCCUGUGCUUCACACUAGUCCACCGGCUUUAGACAGUCCAACCCCUAGAGACCGAUUAAUUACUCACAGUCAAUUGCGAAUUCCUAGUAACAUAUGUUUCAUCCGCACCAAGCCCGGAUCAGGAAUAAGGAUCUACAUCCUUCCUAACCAAAUCGGUAAUUCAGAAACAACCUGGAUUGAUCUUCCAGAAGUAGGGAUUCAACUCUGUGAUGAAGAUACACCAGAGAAGUUUGUAUACGCUACCAAUACUGUGAUGGGUUCUGCAAGCUGGUUCUACACAGAAAUUUGGGUUUCAUAUUUGUAUCAAGAAAUUCUUAUUUAUAAUUCAUUCAGAGGAUUAGGAAAUCUUGAGAGAGCAUCAAUUUCUUUUGAACCCGAACCAUCUAUGAUACCAACUGGAUGUAUAGAUAUGUACGGGAGGCCUACCUUUUUUGACGCAGGCAAUUCUAGGUCUGAACCGAAGACAUUAUCGUUUCCCAGUGGCGACGACUUAGGUGUCAAUUGGAAUGCGGCACCACAUGAGAACGCGAGGAUUAGAUCAAUCAAGUUAAAACAGAUGUGGGAAGGUUGGCAAGAAGGAGCACGGGAUGUAAGAUGGCUUUGGCAUCUCUGGAAGCAAUGGGGGCGGAUAAAGGGCUGGACAGAGAAAUCAGAAAAAUGCGGAGACGAUGAAAACAGGAAAGGAAAGAAUGCGGUGGACCAUUUCGAAUUGAUGAAGAUAGCGAUGCUCACGUCUAAAAUAGAAUAUGGCAUCAAACAAAUAGGUUUUGAUGAUAUGAAGGGUGUUUUGCGUGGAAGAUCGACUGACCAACUUAAAAGGGAUUGGGAAGAGAGAACCAGAAAAUUCGGCAGUUGAAGUUUUUUGGAAUGAGAAAUAUGAAGGUCUUAAAGUAAAGAAUGAUCACACAGCGAUAAUGUAAUACGUUCUCA